CGGCACAAGCAUAGAGUCGCACAGUAUUCCCUGUGCAUGCUGGGCCGAGCCCAGCCUGGCAGAGGGACUGCGCUGACUGUCAGGGACACGCCGCUAAAGCCGUCAUGCUGACUGCGUGGGAGAGAAACCCACCACCAAACCCAAGAUGAGGGCACACAGGAUAGCUCCUUUCAGCGCGCCAGUCUCUCCCACACUUUGGCAAAUCAUCCUUAUUUUCUCCAUCUCAGGUGGCGUCCUAGCGGUACACAUCAGCAGUCCUGUUGCACUGGUCCGUGGUAUACUGGGUGCGGAGGCCCUGCUCUUGGUCAACUAUUCCAGUGCCAGUGAUGGCCCACCAAUCAUCAAGUGGCAGUUAAAGAGGGACAAGUCUGUGACCGUGGUCCAGUCCAUCGGUGCCGAGCUCAUCGGAACGUUGCGGCCUGAGUACAGGGGCCGCAUCCGGGUGUUUGACAACGGGACUCUGCUUCUCCAUGGCCUGCGGAUGGCAGACGAGGGCACCUAUGAGGUGGAGAUAUCCAUCACUGAUGACGUAUUCACUGGGGAGCACAGUGUCAAUCUCACUGUGGAUGAGCCCGUGUCCAGACCUCGAGUGCAGAUGGAGGCUCACACCGUUCUGGAGCUUACCGAGCGGUUCACCCUGAACUGUUCCCACGAUAACGGAACCAGGACCACCUACAGCUGGAUGAAAGGCGGAAAGCCGCUGGCAAACGAUUCACGCCUACUGCUGUCGCAUGACCAGAAGAGUUUGACCAUGGCGCGAGUGCUGAUGGAAGAUGACGGUGUCUACCUCUGCCUUGUGGAGAACCCCAUCGGCAGUAUGGGCAGCAGGCCUGUCAAGCUCACUGUCUACAGGCGAAGCUCUCUGUACAUCAUCCUCUGUACCGGUGGGAUUUUCCUCCUUGUUACCCUGGUGAUCGUGUGUGCCUGCUGGGAGCCUUCAGAAAAAAAAAAACAUCAGUCUGUCAAGCAUAACACCUUGAAGUAUGUGGCUCAGAACCCAGCCAAGAAUGAGGUUGAUGUUGUACCCAAAACAAUGGAACGAGAAUACAGAAAUCACAUGUCUCUGACCACUCUGAAAGAACAGGAUGGUGAAGACUCCUCUCCUGACGUCUCGCUCAGCCCAUCCGAAACAAACGGACCCACCGGCCACACCGGCCCUGUGCCACCAGCCCCCUGCUCCCCUGAUGCCCUGACACCCUCAGUUCGCAGCUACCCCAGCUCCUCUGCCAGCUUCUUGCAACCGCGUGCCGUCAAUCACUCCACCGAGUCCGUAGCAUCCGUGCCACAUGUGCGUAGUUCAAUGCGCAAGCUCCGCCCCCCAGCAGCCUUUCCGGCAAUGACUCUGCCGGCAGAGCCCGGUGCCUCUGUAGAGUCCAACGGUCAGAAGCAAUCGUGACUGCUGGGUUUACCUUCAAAUCCUCUUAUGGCCAUAAAAAACACCCCAGUAACCUCAGUUUUUCAAUUUAUAUU
Scleropages formosus (Asian bonytongue) is the source of this 1470-nucleotide messenger RNA. It is a transcript of the gene hepacama, whose product is annotated as hepatic and glial cell adhesion molecule a. Bases 146 to 1396 code for a protein of 416 amino acids. Lineage: Eukaryota; Metazoa; Chordata; Actinopteri; Osteoglossiformes; Osteoglossidae. The transcript is spliced from 7 exons. The record is from RefSeq and is a predicted model, not a curated record.